Solea solea (common sole) is the source of this 1275-nucleotide messenger RNA. It is a transcript of the gene cd151, whose product is annotated as CD151 molecule. Bases 125 to 904 code for a protein of 259 amino acids. The transcript is spliced from 9 exons. The record is from RefSeq and is a predicted model, not a curated record. Lineage: Eukaryota; Metazoa; Chordata; Actinopteri; Pleuronectiformes; Soleidae. Gene Ontology annotation, cellular component: membrane.
GAAAACUUAUACUGUUGCAGUUAACCUUCAAAGGCAGCUACACACUGACACUGAGGUUAGUGGGAGCUUGGAGGACAUUAACCCAAUAAUCCACAUCCUUCAGGGUCGACCACCCAAAAUCAGAAUGGAAACUCGAGGUGGAAAAACUCACACAUGUGGGACAAUUUGUCUGAAAUAUCUACUGUUUUUAUUCAAUAUUCUCUUUUGGCUGGCAGGAGGAGUCGUCCUAGCAGUGGGAGUGUGGACUCUGGUGGAAAAGAGCGACUACGUCAGUUUACUGAAUUCCAGCUUUUAUUCAGCCUCUGCUUACAUCCUGAUAGCAGCUGGGGUCAUCGUCAUAGUGACGGGGAUAAUCGGAUGCUGUGCCACUCUGAAGGAGAUGAAGAGUCUUUUGAUUGUGUAUUUGAUCUUGUUGCUCUGUAUUGUCCUGCUGGAAAUCAUUGCUGGUGUGCUGGCCUACAUAAAGUACCAAGAGUGUUUCCCUUUCUGCUACCAGCUGGACGAGGAGCUCAGACAGAAUCUGAAGGUGAACAUGCAGCAGAAAUACAAGCAGCCCGGGGAGGAGAGCGUCACACAGGCUGUGGACAAGCUUCAGCAGGAGUUCAUGUGCUGUGGCAGUGGAAACUUCUCUGACUGGAGAGACAGUGUGUGGAUCCAGGCUGCAGAUAAUGCAAGACUCGUUCCUGACAGCUGCUGUAAAACUCCCAGUGACCUCUGUGGUCUCAGGGACCAUCCAUCCAACAUCUACAAUGUGGAGGGAGGCUGCAUCAUGAAACUAGAAGACUUCAUCCUCAGUCAGUUGUAUAUUCUUGGUUCAGUGGGCAUUGGGAUUGCAUUUCUCCAGAUUUUUGGGAUGAUGUUUACUUGCUGCCUUUAUCAAAAUUUGAAAGAAGACCCAUACUGAUUUUUUUUUUAAUGUCACAAAAAUGUUUAGUGGAAAUGUGGAUGCCCCAAAAUUAUGUAUACAGUUGUGGGUGCUGUGAUAUUAUUGAUCCAAUUUGUGAAACUAUGAUCUUCAGAGUGCCAACAGUAGAAGUAUUAAUGCUGCUGGACAGCACUUGUUUUUAGUUUCUUAUGGACACUUUCAGCAUCAGACUUACUGUAAGAAAAUGUGUUUGGAUGGGGUAAAAAUAGUAUUAUUUUCAUUAUUUAAAGUAUAUGUAUAUUAAUGCGGGUCCCAUGUUCUAUGUAUACAUGUGUGUAAUGCAGUGAGCCCCAAGAUUAAAAACAUUUUUCUUUUUUUUUGAAGGAAAAUAAAAGUACACCUGCCACCCA